AUGUUGCGUGCGUCGGUUGGGUUGCCUCUGCUACUGGCAAUUUUUUGUUGCACAAGCUACUGCAGUGGAAUAACUGUGUCCAUACCUGGCCUCGGACAGGUGCUGGGAUCCGAAACGAGAACCGCACGCUCGGACCAUGUGAUACAUCAGUUUUUAAACAUCCCAUACGCUGAGCCUCCCAACGGAGAGAGACGUUUCAAAGCUCCAGUGCCUGUGAAUCCGUGGACUGGAGUGAAAGAUGUCACCACUGAAGGCCGUCCGUGUCCACAGCUGCGUAUUACCGAUCAACUUAAUCCUGGUGAAAUAACGCCCGCCCUCGAGGACUGCCUGUCGCUAUCGGUGUACACGAAAAACGUGAAUGUGCAAUUCCCCGUCAUGGUGUACAUCCAUGGUGGAUCAUUUUCGCUCGGUAGAGCGGCCGAGUACCCGCCGAACUAUCUUCUAGAACGCGAUGUUGUGCUAGUGGCCAUCCAAUAUCGACUCGGUGCCCUCGGGUUCCUCUCCACGAUGUCAUCCACCAUUCCCGGCAAUGCAGCGAUGUUGGAUAUCAUUAUGGCACUGAAAUGGGUACAAGAUCAUAUAGCACACUUUGGAGGAGAUCCGGGACGUGUAACGGUGUUCGGUCAAUCGGCGGGGGCCGCAGCAACAAGUGCGCUCUUGUACAGUCCGCUCGUACCACCGUCGUACUUCUCUCAAGUAAUUCUACAAUCUGGUGGAGCGACGGCAGGUUGGGCCAUUGAUCCCAACCCGGUGGAGAACGCGAAAGAGAUUGCCAGAUUUGCUGGUUGUAACACGUUGCUUCCUUUAGAAGACAUCGAAAGGUGCCUCAUGGACGCGAACGUGCUUAAUUUACUAAAUGCCUUAGAUCAACACACGAAAGACCGGACAGAUACCCAGGGCCUGAACAACGUUGGAGGUAGUGGAAUGGUUGUUGGAGGACCGACCGGUUUUCUUGACGCACUACCGUUUGAUAAAAUACGGUCAGGGAGGGUGCGCAGAGAUGUCCGAAUUAUGGCCGGGACAACGAAGCACGAUGGAUCGUUUAUGUUGACCAGCGUUUACGAUACUUUGGCCGCAUCGAAUCUUGUGGGAAACAAGCAGUUCAACCAGUACGACCUUAUCGAUAUGGUCAACCGGGUGUACGGCAUCGAUGAUCACAGUGGCACACUGACCGGGUUUGAAGUGGAGUCCCUCUUCACCGAACAGGACUUAAACAGUGGCAACUUCACUCAGCUCAUGGCGGGCAUAAUAGAUAUUGCUGGGGCGAUUAUCAUCAAAGCUCCAGUGCUACGGGAUGUCCAGAGCAAUGUGCGCUAUAGUGAAAAGGAAACGUAUCUGUACUCGUUCGAUUACAAGGGUGAACACACCCGCUUCGGAUACGGUGCCAGCACGGCACACUAUCCGUUCGAAGGUGGAACCCACCAUUCAGACGAUAACAUCUAUCUGUUUCCGUAUCCAUCGGAUGUAACCAACUUGAACGCAGCCGAUACCCUGAUGUCUGAGAUCAUGUUAGACCUAUGGACGUCUUUCGCUAUCGAUGGAGUUCCAAGAUCGAAUCGAAGUUUUCCAACAUGGCCGAAAGUCAACGGACCGACUGGCCCAUACCUGCAUAUCAAUAAUCCCGCCACUAUUGGGACCAAUUUUUACGAUGAGUAUGCAGUCAGUGCUCACGACCGAACGGGUGCUUCCGAUAAGAUAGCUGCCUCCAUAUGGUUGAUGCUGCUAUCUGUAUCGUUCAUACUACUUUCCUUUGCGCUAUCAAUGGAUUCUUGA
Anopheles coustani is the source of this 1773-nucleotide messenger RNA. Its product is annotated as glutactin-like. Lineage: Eukaryota; Metazoa; Arthropoda; Insecta; Diptera; Culicidae. The transcript has 5 exons. The coding region runs from base 1 to 1773 and encodes 590 amino acids. The record is from RefSeq and is a predicted model, not a curated record.